AUGGCAAAAACAUCUAAUUUCUACACAUUAUGGGACUUUCUAGACUAUUGGAUCUUUAGCAAUGCUUGGGUACCAAUCCUAUUCAUAAUUUUCCUAGGAGUUACUUUUGAGAUAAUCCUCGUAAAGACUUGUGAAUUCCUUAAGAAGAAGCUUGAACUAUGGGAAAGGGGUAGUUCAGGUUCUCAGAAGCAACUGAUUGGUCUACUAAAGGAAAUUAUGAGAUUUGAAACCUUUUCAGGAAGAGUUGCAACUACUUCUCCAUCUGAAGAGAAUGGAGAUAACAGGAGAGAAAGAGCUUUUUCUUCACACGAUGACUGUGAAGUUCAAGAAAGCCAUUUUUGUGAAAGUCAUUCAUCUUCAGGUGGGACCAGUGCACCUUUGUCAAUGUUUCACUCAGAAGUAAAGAAAAUUCUCAUAAGCCACAAAAAAGAUCCACAAAGUAAAUAUCAAGCAAUACACUUUUCCUCUAGUAACUUAUUUUCAAUAAUGAAAACCAACAGUACAAAAAACUCACUUCCUGAUGAUAUUAAUUUUCGAAGCACUUUUCAAUUUAUAAGAGAUAAGGAUCUCAAUGUAACACCAUGCCCUCUUGUCCAUUUAUUUCUUUCUGGUGACCAAAUUAAACAAGUAGAAGAAAAUAUAAGAAGAAAAAUCCCUGUGAACCCCAAAGCUACGUUACUGAGGGAAGUUGAGUAUCUGCACCACAGAUUUCCGGAGCCAUUGAUUUAUAAUCUACAUUCUAAUCAAAUAUUUAUUCCUGCCAAAGCCCAAGAUACUUUCCAGGACCAAAAUGCCAUGCAAAAUCAAAUGAUUCAUGAAGCACACUUUACUAGACAAAACCAACAGUUUAUUUACAAACAAGAGUCAGUCAGAAGCCAGCAUGGUUUUGCUCAACCUAUAGAUUUUAUGAGAGUGCCAUUUUCUAGCAGCAUGCAAAACUCUUUCCAGGCUCAACAUAUAGAUCAGAAUGAUAAGAACCAACAUUUCAUCCACGUCCCAUGCAUUGUUGAAAUACAAGACUCAACCAAGGGCAUAAAGUCUGAUAAACAUUUAAGUGAAGCCCAAUAUUCUAUUUAUUUUAAUGACCCAAACAAGAGAAACUAUUUAGUUCAAGAGCAACAUAGUGAUUUCCAAACUGCUGAAUUGCUAUGUUUAAGUGCAAAUUCAUUUGCUGAAGCUGUGUCACAACAAAGCAUAAUGCCAGAAGCCCAGCAACUCAAGGCUUCACUGGAUUCAAGCCAGUAUUAUACACACAGUUCAAUGUCUCUUUCACCCACCGUUAAAAGACAAAGGAGAAAAAUACCAGACAACGAAAGAAAACUAAGUCUUAAACUUCCAUCUCUAAAAGCAAAGAAAAUGUCUUGUUCACGGGUAUUUCCAACCAUAGUAUGUCAUACUUCAGAAAAUAAGAUUGAGUUAAGAUGUAAGAAGAAGAAAAUAGUACAUCAAAGGAAAAUGUCAGAUAAAGCAUUGUAUCUUAUUUCCAAGCUAAUCUCUAAGCUCAUCACUCCCCGUGUUAAAAAGUAUUUCUUUAAAAACCUAGUGAUGGUCAUUCUAGACUUAGUAAAUUAUAAACAUUUUCUGCAGGAGCACGGUAGAUCACCAGAUACAAAAAAAAUCAAUUAUGCAAGUUCUACUGAUAGAGUAAGCUUGAGCAUUGCUAAAAACAUAGAACACUCAUCCAUGGUCAACACUAAUGAGAUGACAGCUCCUUGUUCAGUACUUGAAACAAAUGGAGAGAGGACUAGUGAUGACUCAGUUCAGCACACACUUGACCCGAACCUUCCAAAGCAUGAGGGGCUUUCUGAAAUGUUAUCCGAAUCUCUACAGAAAGAUGUUUCAUUUCCCCAAAUAGAAUCACACAGAAAAAUCAAAGUCCAGAAGGGCAUACAAACUAUAGAGAAUGUAGAUGAGUUAAUAGUCAAUACACCCAACACACAAAGGUGCUUUCCAGAAGAAAGAACACAGAAUGGCAAAAAUUCAAUGGAAAUUGCUCUGAGCUUUUCGGGUAUCAAUUUACUUAUUUCCCUAGGAUCCCAAAAGCAAGAGAAAAAUGAAUUAAAAGACAUAAAUGUUCAAGUGAUUACAGGUAGCAUAAAUCUAAAGGAAGAGAAACCACUGAUGAAUAAUAUUACAGAAUAUGAUAAACAAGCUGACAGUGAAAAGCUAGAAUGCAACACUACAAGCAAUAAAAAAAAUAAACAUCAAUAUGACAGGAUGUCAGAUACCUCUCAUAAUGCUAUGCAGGCUACCAUUUCUGAACCCUUUGGUAUGGAAAUAUAUAGCAAAUUAAAAACCAAGUCAGACACACCAGUAAUAAAUUCUAGUCACUCUGCACUACAAGAGAAACUACUAGAUGAAAAGAAAAUUCAGGAACUAAAGCAUAUUGAUGAGAGCUCCAUAUUUAGAAAGCCACAAGAGUUUGACAGAGAUAAAGAAGGAAAAAGUAGAGAAAUAGUUCCACCACUGGCAGAAGACUUGAGAGUCAUUGUGUGUCUCAAACAAAAGGUUGAAAAUGUUCAAUGUGAAAUGGGACAGAUACAUUCAGAAAAUAGAACAAUUCAAAGUGAAGAGAAAGAAGUACAGUCACAGAGUAUUUCUACACAGACAGUAUGGAAGACUAGCUCAUGUCCUUCAAGAGAUCCACUACAAGUUGAGAAAGUGUGGCGAAGGACAGACAAACCUCCAGACAGAGAAGAGGCCGCAGGUCCCACACACCCACCUUCAAUGCCAGAGAACUUGCCCACUAGUGAAUGUUUAAUUGAAACGACAGAAUGUGGCAUUCCAUUUAAUGGAAAGUCCACAAAGACAUUGGAUGGUCACAUUACAGAAGACCAAGAAGAUUGGAAAAAAGACUUAUGUGCAGUUGCCACAAGACCUUUCAAAACCAGAAAAAAAUCAUUAGGAACAAAAAAUGUACUCGGUGUCAAACAUGAAAUUAUAAAAGUGAAGAAACCUGCAUUUUCCCAGAGAUUUUGUAUUAGGGCAUAUGACCCUCUGAUCCAUAGGAGAAAAGUAGAAGAAAAAGAAGCUGAAGAUACUCUAGAAGUUCAAUCGUGCCAUGGUGUGAAAGUGGUGAAGCAGGCACUGCGGGCGAGAGGGGCUCACAAUAAGAGGAGCUUCAGAUGCAAUGCACAGCCAAUGAAGGAGAUUAAAAUGGAGAAAGAAAUGUUUCAAGCAGAAUCUUUCACAGACACAAUUGAGAAGCCAGCUGACUCAAUAAGAAUGGAUUCAUUUCAUGUUGCAAAUAUAAAGAACAACACAUCUACACAAGCAGAGCUCCUAAAUUCUGCAGAAUUACAGUUGGUUUCUCCAACAUCAGAAAAAUUACUGAUGGGAACCUCUCUGAGCCAAACAAGAGAAAGCAAUGUUCCAAAUAAUGGAAAUGAUACAAGGGAAAUUAGAUGUGGUUUUACCCAAAAAGCCCAGACAAAAUUCACAAAUAUAAGUAUAGUGAGGCUGAAGUAUAUGAAUAAGGUGAAACCACCAGCUUCAAAACCAUUCAAUAUCAGAGGCAAUAAAAAGAAGUCAAAAUUAGACUUCAAGGCUAAAUUUAAAAAGAUAAGCCAAGCUAAAGCAUUUUUACCUGAAUAUCAAAACACUAUUUGCGCAGCCAUCGAUAGCAGAAGGCAGGGGCUAUUCCAUCAUGCUCCACUAAAGCAAGGAGAACUAGCAAGCAAACUAUGUGUUGCUUGCACUGCUGAAAGUAGUGCAUUCUACAAUAAAGAGAAGAAACCUGAAAGAGGGAAACAAAACCCCUUUUUACAGGUAUUUCAGACUGGCCAACACCUGUGGGUUGAUGUAGAUCAAAGGAAGGAAACUCUCCCAGACCUAUCACCUUCCUCUACAAGUCAAGAACAACCUGUUAACAGUCAAAGUAUAAAAGUCCAAAAAGAUUCCCUGCAAAAUGCUUUAAAGGAUAACCUCCAAAUGGAUCCCCUAGAAGCUGAAGAAUUACAGAAAACUACCAAAACAGAAAAUGCUUUAACCUUCCCUGUGGUUCCUAAAAGUUUAUUUCCUAAAGUAGGGACCUCUUCGCCUGGUGAGUUUGCAAACACGAUAGAUGAUGAUUUAGAAUUUAACAAAAUCUCUGAAAGUGAACUAGGUUUGUAUCCUGUAGUAAACGACUCAGAGACAUCAACAUAUCUGCAGAUGACAUUCCUGCAGUCGUCUGACUCCGUUAAAAAGUCCUUUGUUUCUAGACCUAAAGGAAAGAGAAACACACUAAGAUCAAAGAAGCAGACACCAGUGAGUCGGAGACAACGGAAAACUAUGAGUGAAACAAAACUACCACAGAUAGUUAACUUCAGGUACAGCAAAAACCUAAAAUGUAACAAAGAAAUUAAAGGUCCACAGCAAAGGGCUAACAUAGCAGAUGCCUGUUUGGACAUUGUUCCUUCCAAGGUACAUAUUUUGCCCAACAAAAAAAUUAGAAGCUCCAAAUCAUGGACAGAAAAACAGAGAACUAGAAGACUUGGUCGUUUGCAACUAAUGCAAGAGAAGUCACCAAAUGGAAGAAAUAGUUUCUCUAGCAUGAAGAACUAUGAAGGAGAGAGGAAAGAGAAACCAGAAGAAUUCCUGAUCUCAAAAAAUAGCCCUUGCUUUAUAUUUGGUAUGAAUCAAGAAAAAGACCACAAUCUUGUUAGAUCAGACAAACAACUGAACCAACAAUGGAGAACCACCACUCGGGUACGACCACAAACACUCGGAGUGGCUAGUUUGUGUUCUGCAACAUGUCCCGACUCUGAUGAAUUUCAAUUAGAAAGGCUAGAGGCCUAUUUCAGUGUUUCCCCUUUAAAGUUUGGGAAAGCCAAGGACAAUGCAUUAUCUGAAAAAGAAUGUGAUCUAUUUCAUGAAAGACAACACAUUGAACACACUGGUGACAGUGAAAAGGAGGCAAAGGAACUAUCAGUCUCAUACAUUAAUCCAAGCCAUCGUGGGGAAAUGAAAUGUUACUCAACCAAAAUGAAACACACAUAUCAGGAGAAAAAAAUGUCGGAUGAAACUUCCUCUUCAAAAAAUGCUGCACCUGAUAUUAAUAUGAGCAGCAAGAUAGAAAACGGCUUACUGAGUGAAAAAACACCCUGUUUCAUGCAAAUGAAGUCAGAGAUACUGUGUCAUAAAGGGAAGGUUACUUCAGAUGAUAUCAAAGAAAUUGAUAUUCAAGAUAAAGAAGAAAAGCAAAAUGAUGGUGACACAGUAUCAGUGUCACUUCCACAGCAGAGCCAACAUUUUGUAUUUUAUUCACAUCCAAGCAGGGAUCCUCACUCUCAUAAAGUAGUGGAACAAAGAGGGAGGGACAUUCUGUUCGUUGUGGAACAAGAUGUCCCACAGCAGAGUCAGUCAGCAGAUAAAACGCAAGGACAGUAUGAUAUUUAUACAUCAAUUUCAAAGCCUCAUUCCCUAAAAUCAGAAGAAUCACAAAUAGAUGCAGUUAAGACUGUUAGAACAAAAUAUCACAGUCCAGCUGAUGGAACUCUGGCACAGGAAUUGAACUGUUGGGAUGGAUUGGAUAGAGAUGAGCUUGAAAAUGAUCUACAAGCAACCAUCUCAGAGUCUUUGAAUCUCUCAACUCUUGAGGUACCAAGAUCUAAAAGACAGAGCAAGGUGUUUACAUACAAAGCCUUACAAAGUAAAAUGUCUUCAGCUGGUGUAACUAUGAAAGGAAGGAGAGCAUUUGUUUCAAAGGUAUUAACUAUUCCACAGUGCGGUCAUAGAAAAAAUCUACUUCGAAAAACCUUGAAAUCACAGAUUUCUGAAUUAUUAGUACAUUCUGGUGUCUUACCUGAUAGCCUUAAUAUCAUAUUGGAAGACCCAACAUCGGAGCAAAAUAAAAGAUUAACAGGGAAAUUGACAGCAAUGAUGUUAGAGACUUUGGGUUUGUCCACACCUACAUGUAAAGAAAGUAAGAAAUUAAAAUUCAUGGACAAGGGAGAUGAAAUGAAUAGCAAUUAUCUAACUGUUAAAGCAAGUAACGCAGCAAUCUCUCAGACACAUAUUACUGCAGGAUGUGGAACACCAAAACAACUUAAACCUGUGGCAGUUUCAGCCCUAAAUGCUAGCUUCUCUUCUAUGCCUAUGUCUCUUGAUGUUAGCACGUGUAAUGGACUAAAAAAUAGGGAUAUAAUGUGGACAACAAGAUUUAGUCAUGAACUUCAUAACCAGUCAGUACAUGAAGAGAGAUCUUGUCAUGCACACCCCACUGACAAGGAUGCUACUUCAAAUGGCACCAAAGCUAUAAAAGGUCAAGGUGAAAAAGGAAACUCACUGAGUUCCCAGCACUUCAAUUUCACUUCUCAGAGUAUGGCAGGGCCUAAUUCUGUGAAAUCUGGUUUAAAGCUGAUUAAUUCAGCAACAUGUUUUGAGUUAGAGAGAGCUCUAUAUGAUGGGCAAGCACAGCCGGUCAAUGUAAAUAGCCAACAAAGCAGCAUGGUGAGUGGAAUGUUGCAACUUCUAAAUACAGAGGAACUUGAGAUUGGCUCCAUACCACGCAACAACACCUGGGAUAGAAAUCCCAGGAGAAAGGGUGACUACCCCAUGUCUAAACAAAAAGCAUGGGCUCAAAAGAACUUGAGAACUUUGAAACUUUUACAGAAACCCAGCCUUAUGUCAACUGAAAAGAAAAGUGAGAACUGCACACUAGAGUUUCCAAGCAAAAGAAUGUUGAGUCCCACAACAAAACAAGAUUCAAAGUUGCUUAAUAUUGCAAGGCAGAACACGGGAAUCCAUAGAAAGAAAAGGUCCCAUAAUAGUAAACAGCAGUUGAGAAAGACCGUGCAUGUGGAAGAGGCACUGACUAGUGCUACUGAAGAUGUUGAGAUUUGUCCACUCAAAUUCAUAACUGAUGAACUGUUACUUGAUACAGCAGAAAGGACUGCUUUCUAUAGCAGAAUACCUCAAAGAUCUAUGGCAGAGGAAAAGCCAAAGUUACAAGCAAACUUAGCCACAACUUCCUUGGGACCUGACACUUUUUUCAUACCUGUUUUAUUGGACUUUAAAAGCCAGGUAAACACGAUCAAAUUACGAGAAAACAAGAGUGUGUUGAAUCAGAGAUUUUCAACUACGAAAAAAAAGAAGCCAUCCGUUUCAAAGAUAAUUAAAAUAAAUAAAUACUUUAUUACAAACCAUAAGAAGGAUAAAUUAAGAGCCAAGAUGAGAGCCAUACAACUCGGUGAAAACCUAGCUGAUGAACUUCAAAACUCUGUUCACUUCAUGUCAACUACCUCUAACAGAAAAAAUAAACUCAAAGCAGAGGUAGGUUUGGGAAUGUCAAAGUUUACUCAGACAAUGUCAACACAUGGGGAGUUGUCGGUUGAAGGCAUCAUUGAAGACGAUGGUUCUGCUGACAAAGAUGGUUUCACCAUGCAAGUAAGCCUGGAAAAUUCACUUUCAAAUGUGAGGAAAUCACACAGUUGCUUAGAAAUCUGUGAGCCGCUCAGUAACACUACCAAACUUGGCAAAAACAAAAGUGACCAGUCUGUUUUAAAAGAAAAGUCUCCAUCUUAUUUGACAGAAAUUGUCACUUCUAUUGCCAGGAGUUUAUUGACUUCCAAAGAAUUUAAAAAACAAGCUGGUAGCAUGAGAGUGCCUAAGCUGUUAGCUCACAAAGGUGUACCUUCCCAGACAAUGAAGUCCACAGAAUCACAGUCACCUCAGGUAGAAUUUGAGACACAGGACUUUAGAACCCCAGAGAUAAAAGUAAAUAAUGAUGAGAUAAACACAGACAUAAAAUUCAUCUACCCACGUAUACCAGUACAACAUAUAAAAACAGAGUUAUCACAUAAAAUACGGGAUAUGUAUAGAAAAUCUGCAAAAGGAAAUUGCUUGGACAAAGCAAUAGAGAAGAGGAAAGAGGAGUUUGGACAGCCGAUUUUGUUUAAAAUAGCUUCACAGAGAGGACAGACAUUUGAAGCAGAUCAAAAGAGACAACCUGAUCCUUUCAAACCAGAAGUCUUUUCAGCUAACAUGGUGUACCCCAAGGACACCGUGUUUCAGAAAAAAACUAUUUAUUUAAUAGAUCAAGCAGGAACCACAAAGGCUGGAGAAGAGUUUAGCCAAGACAGCGUCCUUGCUUGUAAUGCACAUUCUCUUCACAUUGAAAAGCAGAAAAACGAAUUUCAAACAGGCUGGGAAACAACAUCCUCAUCUUUUGCCCUGCUCAAGAAACAGGAAAAGCGUACUAUCCUAGGACCUAUGUGGAGGUCUUAUGCCAGCGACCGUGCCUAUCUUGAAACUCUAAGACGAAAAAAUAAGGCAAAAAUAUCGAAUGUGAAAAGUGCUAUGUGUGCCAAAAAACUAAAGCUGAAGGCAAAGACAACGCCAGUUUCUCUCUUUCUUGGACCUGGGGGCAGAAGCGAUAAAAAAGAACCAGGACAUAGCAUGCAGCAUCAGAGCACAUUAGAGCUGAAGAGAAAUAUACAAAACCUGCUUCUAAAAGCUAAUUCUGACCCUGGGUGCAUUAUAACUCCAGUUAAAAAGCUUACCAGUGUAAAACUGGAGAAAGGCAAGCUGGAGGAGACAAAGGACAUCCUUCCACAGAUAAUUCUGAAGAAGCCAUCUAACCAAAGGCAAAUGUCAUGGUCAGGAAGUGUUGAUGUAUCUAGAAAACUAGCAGAAAAUAUUAAGGAGGCACAUGACCAUAGCUCUUUCAAGGACAUUCGCCAGCAAUUUUGGGUUAAGUCAGAACACUCUUCCAAAACUUCUGGUUUACAAAGAAGAAUGAGCUCUGAGUUAACUUCACAGAAAGUGGAAACUGAUAGUCUUGGACCAGAUAACUCAAGAACUAGAAGAACAAAAAUCUACAGUGUCCCACAAGUCAGCCUACAACAUGAACAUCCCCUGAAGAAAGGGACAUGGGGACCAGGAAUGGUUAUCCAGCCUGUGAAACAGUUUUCUCCUUUCAGAAUGGCAAAUGAAUUCAUAAUGAAACAAGACAUCAAACCAUCAAGCCCACAGAGGUUAGGAAGCCUGAAAAUAAUGGAUAAGCCAUUAGAUUCGAAGGAACCGUUGGUUACUCCCAGGCUUAUGGUACAGCAACAAAAUUCUCUUCUGGGAUCCAUUUCCUCUCAUGUGCCACAUCAGCCUCAUACUGAAGAGCCAAAGGAAGAUAUAAAAAUGAGUAACAAAAUCUUAAAGAAUUUGACCCAACAGCUGAAGAAAAUCUCAAAUGAAGAAAUUAUUUCCGAUAUGGAUCACAUGUCAAGAAGUAUUGAAAAACUACUCUUGCUUAUUAAAGAACAGGAAAAGAGAAGAAAAAAAAGUAGAGGGGGUAAAAAAGUUGAAGUAGCAGAAGACAUAAAAACAACAGUUAGGAAGUCCAUUCCAUUUCUAAAUUAUUCACCAUCAAGAACACAAUUGAUCGAUACAAUAAAGAGCAGUGGUAUGUUCAUGCAAAGAUAUGGGACAGAGCCAACCGGGAGAAUGGGCACAUUGUGGAGAGAGCAAAGGCUGUGUGUACAAGGGAUCAGCCUAGACUAUGUUUAUACAGAUGAGCUUACUUCCAAAGUUAUACGUCAAAACAGAAGAAGAACAGCAUCCACAGAAAAUGUUCUGUAUCAAAAAAGGAUAAAUAUGAAGGUGAGGAAGACAACUUCUGGAAGGCUGUUUAACAUUACAGGAUAUAGAACCCUUAGCUUCAGAAAGGAACUAAGAGAUAGCAUGAAGACACAGAAGGAGCUGCCACCACAAAAAAUGGUGGCAGAUUUACUUUGGAAGGAGUUGUGUGCUUCUGGCUACAUUGCAUCUCAAAUAAAAAAACUUAGGGAAGUAAGAUCACAAAAGCCAUAUAUUCCUCCACACAUGUCGCUGAAGAAAACGAAUAAAAAUAAAAGGUUAUCUGAUAACAAUUCAAUAUCAAGCACUGUUAGAAAAUCAUCACAAUAUACUAUAAGGCACAAAGAACACCAAAUGUUUUUACUAGAUAUGAUCCCUCAAAAUAAAGAUCCAUUACUGACUGGCCAACAGGUGAAGGAGCUUAGACAUACCAACUUCAAUUCCCAUUUGGAACAAGAAGCAUACCGUGUUGUUUUUCCAGAGCCUGGAGAAACGGAUUACAGUGGAUUUGAGGUUCAAAGACACAGAAAAGUUACAGAUCUUGAAUUCCCCACUGCACAAAGCAUAAAGCAAGGAGUUUUGAAAGACUCCAUCAAACAUGCACUUUCAAUUCCACCCAGAAGAGGAGGGCCCAAAAAAACAAAUACUUCAAGUUCCAAAGAGCAUGACAUAUUUCUCAUGAAGCAGGAUACUUUCCAGAAAAAGACAUGUGCGGUGCAAGAACUCCUUAAACAAAGCACUUCCAAGGUAGGCUUGGGGUCUGUUGUCUGUCCAGUUAAGGAGUCCUUUGACUCAGAAAACACUAAGGCACCUAAGAAAGUGGGUAUGUAUCAUAGCAUAAAAAAUAUUUCCCAUCUCUCUGGAAGAGAAGGAUUAAGAGAAAAUGACACAAAAUUAGGUUCCAAAGCACAGGCAUCUCUCAGUACAGAUCUAGAGGAUCUACAAAAAACAGGUACAGCACAGAGACACUAUACAAAGUCCACUCAGAAUCCUAGAGUCACUCUGAAUUCUGUGCAUUGCCACAAGAGGGAGCCUUUCUACUUAAAACCAACCUUGAGUACAACAAUGAAGGACAGUAGUGUAGGGCCCAAAAGGGAUCUCAAGGGAAAAGAAAAGGCAGAACCAGCCGACAGUCUAUUAAAAUUAAUCAGACAGAAAGUGAACAGUUCCAAAAAAUUGAGGCCAAAAUAUUUGACCAUUUUUAUCCAGAACAAAGAACAAAUUCUGGAAUUUUUUUUAUCGUGUAUAUUAAUUAAACUUCAGACUGCAAAUACACAGAAACAAAUCUUAGCAAAAGCAGCUCUACAUUCAAAACUUUUUAAGCCAGUGGUAGAAAAAGCAUUCAGUGAUGUAAACAGUCUAGGAGAUCAGUCUUCAAGUUCAGAAGGAGUUAGCCUGCAUACUAAACGAGGAAAAGACUGCCCAAAAAAUGCAUGCAAGGCUUUCCCAAUGUCUAAUACUCAAUCUUUGAUGGACAUACAUAGGAUUACACCACCACAGGUAAAGAAAGCACUAAAAACAGUAGGUAAUUUGGAUUAUCGCACUUUAAAUACAGAAAAUGGAGAACAGAAAAGAAGGAUAAAAGAAUUAAAUCAGCACCACCUGUCAUUUUCCCUCAAGAAUCUGGAGGAACAAAUAUUUUACUCCCCAAAUUGUUCUUAUGUCCAGUCCCAUUUAGAGCCUCAAACAAAGGAAGCACUGUCAGAAGUAGGCAACAUGUCAAGCAGGACAAAGGAGCUACCUUUGUCACCUAAAGAUCAAAUAAGUACUGUGUGUGAAUGUAAACCAGAGUGGAUUUCCCCCUCAGUUAUUUCAGAGCAAACAAAAAAAGAAGAUAAGGUGUUGCUUUUGGAGUCCAGCAGUAAAACUUUAAAAUGCCCAAGCCUUUUGUUGUCGAAAAGAAAGCAACCAUCUGGUGGAUUACAGAUAAGUGACUCCAUGCUAAAUGAGAGCUCACCCAAGCUAAGAAUCAGCGAAAAGGAACUGUUAUCACAUAAAACAAUCAAAAAGAAGCAAGAGGAGCUCUAUCUGCCGGAGCUGUUCUUGCAUUGCCUUUCAUUAUAUGUGCAGUUUUUGCAUGAAAAUGAAAAACUGAAGGGUAACAUAGAAUACGGGGUUAUGAAAGAUAUAAUAUGCCUUGAAAGAAAAGCCAUAAACUUGGAGAGGUUAGAACUUGCACCUAGUAGGUCCACUGACUCUGCUCAAAGCAAUAAAGCAGAACCACAGUGUUACAAAAAGGAGAAAACGAUAUACAUGAAGCAGAGAAACGAUAAACCAGGUUCGAUUGUAAUAAAAGUGUGCGAACCCAUCCCUUUACCUCAUUUCAAGCUGGAUAAAGAAAAAGUUGAUGUUAUCAUCUCAAGUAAUCUAAGACAAGAAAAAUGUAAAUCACAGGAAGAGGAGACUGGCAUAAAAGAAAUGAAGAUGGAUGAAAUAAUAGGUUCUAGUAUUACCUUAAAGACAAAGGACUCAACACUGUCUUAUUCGUGUAGUGGAAAGAAAUUAACUUUAUACUUCGACACUACAAAACAAGACAAAGUACAAGAAAAGUUAAGUAAAUCAGACAUGAAAGCAACAAAAUCUUUUAUUUCAUUACCAUGUCUAUCACAUCCUAAUUUAAAUUCAAGAAUAAAAGUAGGAAAAGAUAAGUCAGGGCUACUAAAGGAUUGCCUUCCACCACUAAAGUCCCGGCCAUCACUGGGAGGCAGAAAAGUUCCAUUUUCAAAUCCAUUUAACAGAGAUAAUGCAUGUGGCUUAAUAGAAUUAAAUUAUCUUCCACAGAAGAAAGAAUAUAAGAAUAAUAUACCACAUUUGAAAGAUAUAGUAGAUCUCAAACAUAUUGCUCAAAAGGAGAAGAAGCCACCUCUUAAACAUUUGUUACAUGGAAAGAAACUAUGGUGGCACAAUAAAAUACAAAAAUUUAUCCAGGGCAACAAAAAUAAUCUAGAUGUAGUUCAGAAUAAACCUUGGGAUUCUCUUCCUUCACAUUUUCUGGAAUGGGAUCUUAAAACAAAAGAGGCAUACUUAAAAAGAAUAACGAAGUUCUGCCUUGGAUCACCAGGAGUGUUAGAAUUGUCAGGUGCAAUAGGAAUGUACCAGGAGCUAACUGAUGGUCUUUUAAGCAGUACUGAAAAAGCAAAUCAUAUGCCACUGAAAAAGAGAUUGCAGACAGAGUCGAAGGAAGUGACACACUCAAGCAGACUAUCUUUGAGACAGAAAAUGUCUUCAGAACCACAGGAGUUACAAUUUAAUAUUGAAGAAAAGGAAAAAAAGAUACAUGAAGAUAAAAAAAUGAAGAAUUGGAAUAAACCUUCCAUAUAUCCUCUUUCUUACUCUCAAGUGGACACAGGAGUAAGUGGAGAGGAAGCUAUGCAAAUAAGAACCCAAUCCUCUCGUCAUGGCUCAAAGCUCCAAACACCAUCAGAUAUAGGGAAGAUUGUUUAUAAAAAGUCUACUUUUGAACCUGUCUUGAACAGUGUAAAAUGUCCCUUGGAAUCUGUAAUCCAGAAAGAAGAGAGUACAAAAACAGAAAAAAACAUACAUUUGAAAGAAAACCAAUCAGUUUCACAGAAAAUUCAGUUAGACGUCAAAGAGAUAGGAAAAGAUGCAGUUGUAACCAAUCCCAGCACAUGGACACAGACAGAUGUAAAUGAAAACUUGGAACAUUUGCAGGAAAGAAAAUGCAAACUAGGUGAGAGUUUAGCCUUGGCAUCUUUACCUCAUAGUAAGUUGGACAUAGAAAUAAAAGGCAAGGAAAAAACAUGCAUAAAAAUAGGACCAUGUUCUCUGCACUCACAGAGUAUAGAAUCUUCAGAUGCAGAAAAACUAUAUUUUGCAGCAUCUUCUUUGAAUGAUAUCGUAAGUGAUCCAAAAAGAUCAAGAUGCUUGUCAUAUAUAGAAGGGGAUGGAGUGAAUGUAUUUGAAAGAAUCUCAAUGCAUCCCACAGCCAAACAUGUGAACUGGAAGAAAUCACCCCUUUCAUGUGUACCCCAAAUAAAGAGAUUUAAAGUGGAUCUUGAAGAGCAAAGUAAAAAGAAGCAUGAAAGUAGUAGGGAAAAAGUCAUGCUUCUGAGAGAAACAUGUUCUGUCAUCACUUCUUCAGAUGUCUUUAAAUUAGAUAUAUCAGAGGAAGUUGAAACAGAAACAAUGCAAAGCCAUGUGCUCUACCCUGUGCUACAAAAAUCAUUGCCUGUAGGACAAGUAGGAUCUACAAAGACCAUUGAUAACAAUUUUACAAAAAGAAAACUACAUCCACCAUGGGAAGAGGAAGUACAAACCUCAGCCAUUGAGAAUUUGACAUACCUCAGAGGCCCAAUUUCCAUGACAAAGAUAUCUGCACCUCCUUGUGUGUCCAGUGUCAAGAAACACAGAACCUUGAGCAAGAAAACUCAUCAGUGGAAUAGUAAUGGAAAAACAGGAGAAAAACAAGAAAGAACAAGACACCAUAAUGUAGUUGCAACAAAACGUGAUGCUUAUAUGUCAUUGCUUACAACAGGGCAAAUAGCAUCCACAAAGCACAUUUCUAAAUGUUCUAAAAGAAAAAUUCUGCUCCCAGAACAGGAAGAAGUACAAACCCCAACCACAGAUGGUUCAACAUACUCUAGUGAUAUAGUUUUAAAGGCAAAGAUAUCUGCACCUAUUCAUGUGUUCAGUCUCAGCGAGCAUAGUACCCCAAGAAAGAGGAAGACUCCCCAUGGGAAAAUUAAAAAAAAGAUAAGACAGAAACAGGAAAAAGCAAGAAAGUUUAAUAUGUGUGUAAUAAAGACUGAUUCUUCUAUGCCUUCUAGAGCGAGUAAAAAGAAAGAUAUACUUGGAAAAAUACAAUUUUCUCUUCCACCAUCAAAGGUUAAAGAUGCAUCAGACUCACACAAAACAACAUACAUAAAAUCAUCAGGUUAUGUGUUAAAAAACAUAAAAAAACCAACACAGGAAGAAGGAAGGAAUAGAUUCAGAAAAGACGUGAAAGAUGAAAAGAUCCCUAAAUCAAUAGAUCAAAAGGUAAAAAAGCUACCACAAUCAUGUACACUCACUAUGAAAGAGUUGCAGAGCAAAACCGAGGGAGAAAAACUUUCAGAUCUGGCAAGGACAGUUCUAAAACUGUGCACCUCACAAUUGCAACUCAAUAAAUUUUUAGAUUCACAGAUAGCUGAUAGAAAAGUUUACAGUGAAAUUAAAUUACUGAAAGAACAUGUGCCACAGAAAGAAAAGGUGGGUAAAAAAAAGCAUGUAGGUGUGAACAGUAUUGUAGUGCAUCCCAAGAAUAUACAUUUGAAGACAAAGAGCUCGCCUAUUUUACCUAUGCAGAAUUUGAGUGACUUUCAGUGGAAAACUAGAAAGCAGGGAGGAAAGGUCAAUGAAGAUAGAAGUGAUUCACAAAGAACACUAACUAAGAAGCCGACUGCUACAUCUCCCCAGCCUAUUAGUGGGAAUACAAGAAUCAAAGAAUCAUAUGUAUCAAUGUUAACAAGACCCCCUGUUUCAAUGGGAUACUUUCAGAAAUCAAAAGAUUCUGAAGAAGGCAUUUACAUUCAGUCCAUUACUGGAAGUUCUUCAAUUAGUCUACACAGUGAAAAACAUAUGUCAGAGGAAAAGGAAGAAGCUGGAAUGCAAAUAGCAAAGCCCGUAACUCAUAAAUAUCAACAAGCAAAGGUGCAGAAACUUAAAGAUGAACAAGGCUUGGUUUUGAUUAAGUCUCCUUUAUUACUAGAUUUGCCUCAUCCCCAACUGUGUGAGAAAACAGAAUUCAGUACCAGAAAGCUAAGACUUACAAAUCCUGCUUUGCAGAGUAUAGCAACUGAAGGAAAAACAGAACCGAGGGAGGUAGGGAUCACUGUCGGUGGGACCAUGAAAGAUGCUAAAAAGCAUCAGAUGCCCCAGAGAGAAGAUACAUAUAGAAAAGAAAUAAUAGAAAUAAUAGACAGGAGAGGCACAGAUGUAACUUUGAAAUCACGAAAAUCUCUUCUGUCCCAGAAGCUCCACAGAUCAGAACUUCACAUGAACAUUAAAGCCCCCAAACCAAAGAAGCAUGAUGACGAGAGCGAGUCUCGAGUUUUGAGGAAAAUGUAUACUUCCAAAGCCUCUCUAACCAGUAUCACACGGUGUAAAAGUGUACAAGUAGCUGAAGUAAAUAAUCUUCUGGAUGGUUUAGAAAGCAAGCCAUCUUCUCCACUCCCACAAAUUGUUACAGCAUUAUCAGAUAUGAAAAAAAUGACACACAAAGAGGACAUGUGUACUGAUGUCAGAAAAGGAAAACAAUAUUCAAAACAGAUAGAAAAAACAGUAGACUUGACAGUUGAGAUGCCUUUCAAAAAGGCAAAGGUCUCACCAAUUUCACUUCUUCUUAAUACAAACAAAUUUGUCCUGAAUAUGAAGGUUCUGGAGAAAAAAGUACAUGAAAAUAAAAGUGAACUCACUACUGUUGCAUCACGGACUUUCUUUUCCAUACCAUCACCAGAUUCUAGAUAUUCACAGGACAAAACACAGAAAGACGCAGCAGGAUUUACAAAAUCCCCUCAUCCACAAGAAAAUUUCCAAGAAAUUGCCCAGGACACAGCAACCAGCGAGUUAGCUGAGAUUGAUUAUAAGUGUAUUGUUAAGGCAACCGAACACAAUGUGCUACUGCAGCAAAACAGGUCACAGACGUCAAAGUGUGUGACCAGUGCCCUGCGACUACGUCAACAUCCACAUAUUAAAUCAGAACGUAAGCCAACCUUUCCACAUCAUAAAAUCGAUUUCACAAGGUUAGGUAUCAUAAUAGGGGAAAAAGUGCUGGACAUGUCCUUCAAAUGGCAAAAGGAUCAGCUAGGAAAAUAUAAAAAAGAAUCUUUAACUAAAAAUUUAAAUUGGAAGAAGGAAAAUGAAAUCAAAGAUAAUUUAAGUUAUAAAGCCAAGUUUUCAGUUUCUCCAAUCUUUUCUUUAGAAAAGAUACCACUUAAAAAAUUAAGCAGUGUCCAUUUGAGUAAAUCUCAAGGUAAGGGAGACCAAAGUGUGACGAUGAUAGAGCAAGCCAAGACUGCAGCCAAAGGCAGCCAGCAGGGAAAGCCAAAAGCUUUCCCUUUUCUGAAUGUUCCAGUUCCCAACAGAAAUCAAGUAAAUGUGGAUAGAAAACCUGUAGUGAAUAUCAGUCCACAAACACAGUCAAGGGUACACAUGAGUAAUAAGGCAGUUUGUGACAAAAGAAGGAAAGAAGGUCCACCUUUGACUGUUCCUGCAAAAAAAAACCUUCAAGGACAAAAAUUGCUUCAAACAAAUAAUCUCAAUUCAUUGUAUGCCUGUGUUCCUAUUUGUCCUAAAAGCCAGAAAAACAGAUUCACAGUAACAAAUCUGAAAAGAGAACUGAGACCCAAAUAUUCAACUAUGAGAAUCCCAAAGUACCCAAUUUCAAAGAUACUUGGCAGUCCGAGCAGGAAGAGGAAGUUGGAAUAUGCCUUCAACAAACCAAAAACCGUGGUUCCAAGGAGUAAUGAUUUCCCUUCAGAAAUCAUUAUCAGAAGUCUUUCUGUUUCCAUGAUAAAUCCCAAUGAAAGAAUAGUUGAAUCAAAACCAAAUUCCAGAAGGGAAUUCCAGGAGAAAUUGCCAGAUGCUAGUAAAAUUAAGGAUAUCUUAAUACAUAGAAACUCAUUUGACACUGGGGAAGCUGCUCCAGGAACUGUGCACAUAUUUCCUGAUAAAAACAAUGAAAACAAAGCACUUGCAGAGCAUUUGUUUCCCAUUUAUAAAAUUCUUAAAAGUGUCUUUGAAGUCCCUGUUGAAAAUAAGAUCCAAACCCGAGUUCUUUCUGAAAUACUGGAGGAAGUACAAGCCUACAAGCCUGGUGCUGCAAAGGCACCUCCUUUGCCAGAGAGUUCAGACACAUCAUCAAAAAUAUGUGCCACGUUGCUACAUACACCUCUUUUAAAACAGCCUACUCCAGAAUUAAAAAAUACGCUUACUAUGCAUUUAGUUUCCAAAGCAGCUGAGAUAAAACGGAAUCAGAUACCAGACAUGGUGAACACAUCCUUACAGAACCGUGACCCUCGCCCCCAAGGGACUAUUUCAAAAGAUAACAGUUACCCGUUCUAUCUGAAACAUAUAAAAAUGAAUCUUAAGUCUCCAAAAGUUGAUACUAUACAGGCCAACUUAAAAAACAAUUAUGAAAGAGAUUUUUCUUCUCUCAGUUGUGUGAAGACACCUGCAACUAAUGUUUUAAGUAGCAAUAGGAAGGCCUUGACAGAACGAAAGGACAUCAAAAAGCAAGAAAGUGUAACACCAUUAGCAAGUUUGAGUAAUGUCCCCUUCAUUCAUGUUCUCAACAAGUUCUCAGAGAGAGAAAAGGACAACCUUCUUGGGCAUCUUUGUACAAAAACAGUGCAGAUACAAACAAUGGGCCUUCCCAGCAUAGCCACAAAAUCUUAUGCAAUAGCCAAUGGCCAGGAUAAAUCAAAACCCUUAUUUAAGUGCAUCCAUACUGCCACGAAAGGGCCAAAACGAACAAACCAAGUUUUAGUACUUUUUGAUGAAAAAUCUUUUUCUGAAAUUGACUGUGAUUUGCAACACAAAUACUUCCGCUCCCUCCCUAAGUCUUCUGUCACUGUGGUCUCUAUGCCAAAUGCACUUCCCAAACGCACUUCCAGGAUAAGUAAGGGUUCAGGUUCCAUAUGUAAAACAGUAGAUGGCAGUAAGGAAAGUAGUACUCUUUCCUUUGACAAGAAACUUUUACAACAUGUUUCUCUCCCAAAGAUAAUUCCACAAGAAAGCUCCUUAUGCUUCAGAAAAUUCCAGGAGCCAGCUAAUGUUCCUGACUUUUUCCCUGGCCUACGAGACACUGAUCAAAGUGAUCUAUUUCUUUCAGAUUUAAAAUUACAGAUGACACCAGAAAAAAAUAAAAAAUGUCAUGUAUGGUUUCAAGAAACCAGUGCAUACAAGCAUUCUGCUUCAGGAACUCAACAAAAUGCUGCUGAUUUAGCCAAUUCACUUUCAUCUUGGAUUUCUGAUGGGACGAAUGUCUCCCUAAAUACUGAGACUUCAACUGACACGGUAGAAUUUCAAGCUCCUGAAGAAAGUAACAGCGAGGAAUGUGUGUUUAUAGAAACCAAUCUUUACUUAACUCAGGAUUCACAAAGUUUUCUCUCUGAGGUACCUAAAGACAUUUCAUUGACAGAUAUUCCCAUAGGCGAUAAAGAAACUUACUUGAAACCAUUUUCCCAUAAAGAUCCAAAUGACAGCCAUACAAGAACCCACAGACAACAUAUCUUCCCUGUGGCACAACCUUUCUAUCAGUCUCAAAAUAGCAGGAAAUGUAGGUCUAACUCCAAAAUGCAGCCUCCUGACUGGUUGUCUCACAGUUCAUCCAGUACUGUAGAAAUAGAGUCUACAUCAUCUUCCAUCAUGUUCAGUGAUGAAAAGCAUUGGACUAAGACCACAUGGAGAAGAACAAGCUACUCUUUAACCUCUUCAACAACAGAAUCAAGUAUUAAAUUGAGUCUUGCAAAAACCCAUGGCAAGUCUCACAUGUAUCCACAACUCAAGGAUAGAAAUAAGGCUAGAUCUGAUUUAUGGAAAAAGUCCAGACUCUACCAGAACUCACAUUACAGCCACUUACGCAGUAAAGAGAAGCAGACAAAGAAGAAGAGACAAACCAAUCAGAUGCCAGAGCCAAAUGCUCAUUGGCAGAACAUCCAAUUCUAUUCAGAAAGAAGAGAAAACCAGCCCUUUUUUUAUGUCUGUGUACCAGCAGACUCAAUGGAUGUUAUUCCCAAAACCGUUCGCUGGGUUAUUCCCAAAAAAUUUUUAGGGAAGAGAAACUUCCAAAUUCCUCAAGUGGCAAAUAUUUCAAAACCUUGGAAUUUAUGGAGUUCAUCCAAAAAGUUGUUGGGGUCACUUACUGGGGCCUUUAAUGCAAUCCGUUAUGGUUAG
Messenger RNA from Mus caroli (Ryukyu mouse), 19446 nucleotides. The record is from RefSeq and is a predicted model, not a curated record. Lineage: Eukaryota; Metazoa; Chordata; Mammalia; Rodentia; Muridae.